Molecule: messenger RNA, 387 nt
Organism: Rattus rattus (black rat)
Lineage: Eukaryota; Metazoa; Chordata; Mammalia; Rodentia; Muridae
Gene: Mrpl55
Product: mitochondrial ribosomal protein L55
Biological process (GO): translation
Cellular component (GO): mitochondrial large ribosomal subunit
Molecular function (GO): structural constituent of ribosome
Source: RefSeq, a predicted model, not a curated record
AUGUUUCUGGGCUGCCUGCUUGUAUUGCCAAGGCGUUGUGCUGUGAGGGCAGCCUCCCCGGCGGCAUGCUGACACCUGCACACAUCCUCCUGGAAAGCUGACAGCAGCAGGGUUUCACUCACUUGACUACCCAAUCAGGUCUAUGCUCGCCUCUACCCUGGGCUGUUGGUCAAGCAGGAUGGCUCCACUAUCCAUAUCCAAUAUCAGGAGCCAUGACACAUGCUAGCGAUGGCCCUAGACCUGGGCAUCCUAUCUGUAAAAGAGCACUGGGCCUGCUUCUGAAAAUGUGAGGCUCAGCUCCUGUAGAAGAGGGAGGGAGAGCCAUAGAUGAUUGGCAGGUUUGACACUGAAUGAUACUAAUGGUUUUGGACCAAGACCAAGAAGUAA